Molecule: messenger RNA, 966 nt
Organism: Anopheles marshallii
Lineage: Eukaryota; Metazoa; Arthropoda; Insecta; Diptera; Culicidae
Product: microfibril-associated glycoprotein 4-like
Exons: 2
Coding region: 1-966 (321 amino acids)
Source: RefSeq, a predicted model, not a curated record
AUGGCUGUAAAUUGGUGCAUUGUGUUGCUUUCCGUGAUUAUUGGCGUGGCGGUUACAGAACAUCCUCCCAACAAUCCAUCUGUUCCAUUGGACGAGCUCAAGGCUACAGCUGAAUCGCUUGUAUUACAGCGCGUGGAGCUUUUGUUACAAAGCUUGAGUGACAAAAUAAAAGUGUUGGACGAUCGUGUCGGUGAAAUGAAACGAGAUGUCAGCAGCUUAUUUAUUGCGCAAAAUGAAACAAACGAAUCUUUGAGAAAAGUUUCGGAACAAUUGCAAAGCUUCCAAACAUCGACUAAACAAGAAAUGAUCAAUCUAAACCACAAGUUUGGACAAUUUCCAGAAUACACGGGAGUCUACUUCUUGCGGCCGGAUCCAUCCAAAGACAUAACUUUUGCAGUAUCUCGCGACUGGACGAAUAAUCAUGGAUACGGUGACAAUUGGAUCAUUUUCCAGCGAAGGUUCAACGGUUCGGUCAGUUUCUCUCGCAACUGGACCGAGUAUAAGCAAGGAUUUGGUGAUCUACGCGGCGAACACUGGCUAGGGUUGGAAAAGCUACACAUGAUCGUGAAAACCCAGCGACACGAGCUGCUCAUCGUGUUGGAAGACUACGAAGGCGUGAUCGCGUAUGCACAUUACGAUGAUUUUAAAAUCGGAGAUGAAAGUGAGAAAUACAUCUUAAAAUCGGUCGGUCAAUAUUCUGGCACUGCGGGUGACUCUUUUACCCAUCACAAGGAAGAAAUAUUUUCAACAUACGAUCAGGACAAUGAUUCAAAAUGUGCCAAAAAGUUCGGUGGCGCAUGGUGGUUUCACAGUUUCUUCUGUGUUUUUAGUCAUUUGAACGGAGAAUAUAUCAAAGGCAAAACCAAUCGCAUGGAUGUAGGCAUUAACUGGCUUUAUUUUCGUGGACAAUAUUAUUCCCUGAAGAGCACCAAAAUGAUGGUUCGACCUAAACACAGAUUGAUGUGA